Messenger RNA from Sinocyclocheilus grahami, 2963 nucleotides. RefSeq lists its product as uncharacterized. The coding region runs from base 60 to 2108 and encodes 682 amino acids. The transcript has 7 exons. The record is from RefSeq and is a predicted model, not a curated record. Lineage: Eukaryota; Metazoa; Chordata; Actinopteri; Cypriniformes; Cyprinidae.
UGAAUGGAGAGAGGGAGAGGAGUCCUGCGUGCUUCUGCAGCCGAGCUCAAGUGACUAAAAUGGGGCUUCGCGGACUGAGCAGCACGGGGGUGUUCCUGACAGUCUGCCUUCUGUGGGUGACUGGAUGCUUCACCCAAAGAGUUUACUUUGAUUGUGGAGCCAAGGUGGAUGUUGUGGAUGUACAGGGCCUCAUUCUGUCCCCUGGCUUCCCAUAUAACUAUUCAUCUGGAACUCACUGUGUGUGGCAGUUCUUUGUACCUGUUGGUAACCAGCUAAUCAUGGAGAUGUUUGAUUUUGAUGUCUUUGAGAGUCACAACAGUGCCGUUGUAGACGAGGUACCGAACGAUGGUGGCGCGAUGGUAUCGAAAAGCCUCGGAAGUCCAAAAGAACCCCAGUCCACACACCGAGAGGACGUCAAGCAAGUGGUGAUCCAAGAACAAUCCACCAAAAUGGAGAUGACCAAAGUUUCCAAUUCUGCCAAAAUGCUUUCCGAUUCCCCCUCGGCUCCACAAGCAUCUCUUCCAGUUGAAAACAGAAAUUCUGUUACAUCUCAGGCAUCAAGAGCAGCCAUUGACUUUAUCUCUUCAAGCCCACAUACGGCCACAGAAACGGGUGACACUGUGAGCCCUGAGACCCAGCCACCUUUGAUUGAUGCCUGUCCCCACGAUGUUCUCUACAUAUCAGAUCUCAUCACCUUCUCCUCCCGAUUCUGCGGCUCUAGACGGCCUUCUAGCAGCCAGUUAGUGUUUGGAUCUGAUGAUGACAUGGUUGAGGUUAUUAUGGAGUUGAUUACCACUACCCACUGGGGCCGUGGUUUCGCUCUCCUUUUCCAUUAUCAGAAUCAAACUCAGGCAGCCACAAGCGAACAUCAGAGAUCGCUAUUGACCUCCGACAGCAGAACUGGUGCACUGCUCGGUGCUGUAAGUGGAACAGUUGUAUUUGCUGUGGCCCUUGCUGGCAUCCUCUGUGUGAUUUUCAGGUCGAAACUAUGCGCAAAAGGAGCCAAUGCUUCCUCUUCCAUCAGCUCAGAGGUUCCAGAAGGAGUGCUAAAUUCAGCGGCAGAUGUGAGUGAACUGCAGAUGGUUUCUCCCAAUCACUUGGAGCAGCAGCCGGGAACAGUGAACAACAACAACAACCGUUCCCUCAACAGCAGUCUGUCCCAUACAGGGUCUUCAGUAAAUGGAGCAUGUGACGUGUCAGAGAAGGCCGCUCUAGAGCAGUUCUCCAGUGGUCUGACUGAAUUAGAAUUAGGCACAGAUGAGGUUUUUGUCAUCUCCUCUGCACCCAACUCAGCCCAACUGCCCUUCUCUCCACAUACUCAACGAGAGCGUUUUCUGAGGCACAGUGACACGGGACCCAGCCGUCCCUUUGACUGGCCGACUCCAGACCAAGCACUGCCUUCUGUGACAAAGAGCAGCCAGGCCGGAUCGACAAACAGCACACGACCACGAGCAUGGAGUGUCCGAACCUUCCAGGAUCUCCUUCCUCCUCUUCCUCAACUCCAUAAGAAAUGGUGCAGCUGGAACUCUACCAGCCCAUUCACCAAGCUGGUGGACAGUGGACUCCCAAGCACAGCUACAGACUCUGGAAGGGGAAAGGUCCUAUCUGAUGCUCCUCUUCACAGUGCUGCCGAUAGCUGCCAGUCCGACUCCUUCACGAGUAACGCCUCUUACCCCCCGACUCAACCCGCCCAGCGCCAGCGACGCCUCAACUCCACCAGCAACCUCAGACGCUCACGGUUCAUCGCUCACUGCUUUGGCCUGCUCUCCAGCACAUCUGAGUCCUCCAAAGCACAAGCCAAUGGAAUUACGACCCCAAACACGCUCUCAGACACCAGCCAGCUGCAGGUCAAAGGUCAAAUAUCAAGCGUUGAGGAUGACCACGUCACUCUACCAGUGUUUGCCAUCUCAGAAGAGGAAGACCGACAGCCUCUAGUCUCAGCAGAGCAUCCCGAGAAGCCUUUGCGGAUGAACGGACAGAUGUUUGAAGGCACAAAGAUGCCGCUGCUAUCAAAAAGCCAAGCUCCCAGCAUCCAACCGAGCUCUUUAGCGAGGGGAGUCCGUGGUGGCGCGUUGGAGACGCAGGAUCCUUCAGCUCUCUCUUGUUAACAGUGACUCCAGAAACAAAGUCUGCCAGUGCCAUGAUGUUUGAGUAUGAUGGUCAUGUGACCAAUUCAGUCAAUAAAUGAUCUCAACAGGACUGAAAACUCAGCUUAUGAGCUGCUGUUCCAAUAGGCCGUGACGUUUCAAAUGGGUUUGUUAUGAAUAUUGGCAUGAAUGAAAAAUGAAUGCACUUAUGUGCUCUUGUAUCUGCAUAUUUAAUUUGCCAAGUAUAAAACCACCAUCUAACAGUAUAUUGUAUUACCUGCAAAUGUAUGAUAAACGUUUAACCAAGCUCACGUAAUGUUUCUACUCACUACUGAGAGUUUUGAGUUGUAAGGCUGCGUUGUUACUUUCAUUAUGAAAUUCCAUGUAUCUGCUCUAUGAACAGUACAGCUUGUUCUACGGUAAUCCCUUUGUAACCUGUAGAAGACCAAUUAGCUGGUCUGGUAGAAAGCUGCUUGGCAUCUCGCUUGACUUCCACGUUUAGUUUUUUUUGUAAUUCACUAUGGGUCCAAUUCACAUUUUGUACUGUUAAAAAUAUAUCAAUGGAAAUGGCAUAUAUUGUUAUUUCUCAAGGGACAUAACCACUGAAAAUUUAAUUUCGACUCAACUUUGUUCUAUGAGUAAUUUUAAUCAAGUUACUGUUUUUCCACCUAUAUCACUUACUAUGUGCCUUGUGGCCAUCAUCUAUGCUGCUAAAUAUGCACUGAUGCAAUACCUGAAAUUGUGCGUACGAGCAUAUUUUUAUAACGUUUGCAAUUUCAUAACUGUCGUCUUUAUAUGGUAUGUUUUCCUGAAUGCAGUAAUAUUGUCAACUGUACUGUUUUUGAUGUAUUAUAAAGGGAACUGAUCACCAUACAG